AUGGCGGGAAUCCAUGUCAUAUUUUGGAGAGAUCGGCCCCUUGAGGAGGACAUCAUGCUGGAUGCUUGCAUAUACCACCCAGGUGUUCCAGUCUUUCAUGAUGCCUUAAAGGGGUGGUCUUGCUGUAAGAGAAGAACGACAGAUUUUUCUGAUUUCUUGAGCAUUGUAGGCUGUACAAAAGGCAGGCAUAAUAGUGAGAAGCCACCCGAGCCAGUCAAACCUGAAGUCAAGACUACCGAGAAGAAGGAACUAUCUGAAUUGAAGCCGAAAUUUCAGGAACGCAUCAUUCAAGCUCCUAAGCCAGUAGAAGCAAUUAAAAGGCCAAGGAUGAAAUACUGGAGCUGUUGUAGGAAAAAGACUUCUGACUUUAACACAUUUUUAGCCCAAGAAGGUUGUACUACAGGGAAACACAUGUGGACUAAAAAAGAUGCUGGGGGGAAAGUUGUUCCAUGUAGGCAUGACUGGCAUCAGACGGGAGGUGAAGUCACCAUUUCAAUCUAUGCUAAAAAUUCACUUCCAGAACGUAGUCGAGUAGAAGCAAAUAGUACAUUGUUAAAUGUUCUCAUUGUAUUUGAAGGAGAGAAGGAAUUCCAUCAAAAUGUGAAAUUAUGGGGCGUGAUUGACGUAAAGCGAAGCUAUGUAACUAUGACAGCAACAAAAAUUGAGAUCACCAUGAGAAAAGCUGAACCUAUGCAGUGGGCAAGCCUUGAACUACCUGCAGUUAAAAAGCCAGAAAACCAAGAAGAAGCUAUAGCAGAUUGAGUGGAGGGGAGUAGGGUGAACAAUAACAAACUAUUACCUAUUUCAGAAUUCCACGAUGUGUUCUGACGUGAAGGCUUGCUGCUGUAAUCUUAUUUUGUUUUGUUCAAAGGCUGGUAUUUCAGGGUCAACAAAAGUAGGUUCUUAAAAACCAAAGUCAUUACCUUUUUGUGUUCUCCAACAUCAUCUUUUUUGAGUUACAUGAGGCUAAUUGUUCACUUCUCUUCAGUGAGAAAACCAUAGAAUGUCCUAUACUUGAAGAAGCUAGAAAACAGCUAAUAAACAGUUAUAGUAUUUGUUUGUAUAAGCAAAGAAAGGUUAAACAUUUACUUUUGUUCCCAUCUCUUUCUAUUCUCAUAAUUAGUAAAUCAAGAUAAAAAUUUUUUUUUAUCUGUUCUUCAUGGAUUUUCAUUCUAUGAUGCUUGAAAGUCUUUAAGGAAGAAAUAAAGCUCUGUAUUGUGUUUUUCCACUUGGGUCAGUUAUAUAUUCUAGGAAGAUGCUAAAGUGGUAUAAUAAAUAAUUAAAGGGAAUAUAUGCAUUGGUUGAAAGAGGAAUUAAUUUGCAACUGGUAACUACAUCAAUAAACCCAUAUUACUUGCCAGACAGUAUAAGAGAAUAGGGAACAUUGUAAAUAUGAAUAUAGAGGCAUCAAUUUCAUUUAAAAGUCAGCAUUUUAAAAAAACUGAGCAAUAAUGUAAACAUCUUUUUCAGAUUACUUAACUGUCUUGGUAUGGUAUGACUAAAUUAUACCUGAUUUACAACCUAUAUCCUCUUGAUACCUUAAAUUAUUGUUACAUAUUAAAAAGUUAUAUUUGGCCUCACUGAUGAAACCUGUAUAAAAUUAGACUUUUAAAAGCUUGUGGAAAUAUAGUAGCAUCUUGGACAAUUAAAUGGAUUCCUGGUGGUGUAGUGGUUAAGCAUUGGGCUGUGAUCCACAUGGUCAGCAGUUCAAAACCACCAGUAGCUCCUCAGGAGAAACUGGGCUUUCUCCAGUUGCAGACUGGGAAAGCCACAGGGUAUUAUUAUAAGUCAAUGACUCAAUGGCAGUGAGUAUUAGAAAAUUAAAUAUAUAAUCUUUGCUUUAUAGCCACAAUAUUGCUAGAAAAAUAAUUUAACUCAUUUGUAGUCAUUGUAGGAUUUCCUAAAAAAAAAAAAGUGGACAAUUUCAAAAGUGAUACUGUGUUGGAUAUAAUAUUUAGGUUAAAUCCCGGCAUCACAGAAUUAUAUUAUUUAAGCUUAUUGAACCCACUAAGAGACAGGUUAAUUUUUGAAGCAGUUGUAGCUCAAAAAGAAAAUUUAACUUUUAUAAACACCGUAACUGUCAGAACUUAAUUUUGUGCAUGAAUUAUGCUUAUUUAGAUUAAAAUGAUCCCCCAGUCCCCGUGAUUAUCUUUCUUUGGAAUUAAUGGAAUUCUGGUAAUACAUUUUGGGGGGUGCAAAUACAAUGUUGGUUACGAGGUUAAUUAAGGUAUGACAUUCUACUACCCUUAGCAAAUAACUGCUAGAUGUAGUACAUAAUUAUUAAAUGUUUUACCUUUGUUACAAAUGGACUCAAAAAAAAAUCUGGCAACUAGCAAAGCUUACUAUUAAGACAAAUUAUCUAACAUGAUUUAGGAACAUGCAUACAUUCAAAGACAUGAAAGUUUGUUAAUUGUUUGAGGGGAGAUGUUAGUACUUGAUUUGUUUCAAGUUAAUGAUCAGUAAGAUUUUUUUCUGAUGUUGCCUUCUUGAGAAACCACCCUCCCAAACAAUAUCUUAAUGUGUCAUGAAAUAUUUAAGCCAGGUGUUUUAUCCACUUCAGAGUUACAAAGUGCUGAUCACUUUUCUAAGAAUCUAGUUUACGUAAUUUAGUCUGGCUUUAGUGGUGACCCUCAGACUACUUUUGUACUUCUAAGACCCUCUGACUGUUGCUCAGAUAACAACCUGAGUCGUCCUUGUGUUAGACCUGUACAUUUUUAGGGAUAAACUUACAGUUAGGCAAGAUGUGUCCUACUUUCUAAGUCUGUUUCAAAUAUUAAUAAAAAUUCCUGAAGUUAA
Molecule: messenger RNA, 2796 nt
Organism: Echinops telfairi (small Madagascar hedgehog)
Lineage: Eukaryota; Metazoa; Chordata; Mammalia; Afrosoricida; Tenrecidae
Gene: CHORDC1
Product: cysteine and histidine rich domain containing 1
Exons: 8
Coding region: 1-762 (253 amino acids)
Biological process (GO): centrosome duplication
Molecular function (GO): zinc ion binding
Source: RefSeq, a predicted model, not a curated record